Molecule: messenger RNA, 564 nt
Organism: Soboliphyme baturini
Lineage: Eukaryota; Metazoa; Nematoda; Enoplea; Dioctophymatida; Soboliphymatidae
Source: the annotation of a GenBank genome assembly
AUGCUCUACGGUACAGGAUAUUUUUUGGAUUCUAAGUACGCAUCGUACGGCGAAGCGUUCCGAGAAGUUCGAAACUCAUGCGAGUUGCAACAGAGCUAUAAUUCAUACACUUGCAACAACAACGGUAAAGUCCCUAUGCUUAAAUACUGGCGGUCAGAAAAAAGGCCUGGUUCACAUACCGUCAUGACAUCUGAAAACAAGCUGCGUAUAUAUGGAGGAGAAGAUGAAAGAGUCUGGAGGUAUCGUUCGAAUAAACUGAAUGAACAGCCUCAAGUGUUUGCGCGUGAAUGUCCCUCUAUUUGCACCCCAGCUUUGCCUAACGCUGACAACCAAAGCAACGCCGUUCCUAUCUACACCAUGCCAAAAUUCAUAUGCACAAACUCUGACUUCGCGUACAACAUCGCUGAUCAUGAACUCUACAUUUCCGAUCCCAAAGGUACUGAAAUCAGAAACUCUUGCCAAGAUAUGAAAUUGAGCAUCAGCAACAGAUGUGAAAGCAAAGCAAGUGAUCAUCAGACAAGCUGGAGCAAUGUUCAGGUGAGAAUGCGUAAUCACGAAUAUUAA